This is a messenger RNA of Rattus norvegicus (Norway rat), 2800 nucleotides long. The record is from RefSeq and is a predicted model, not a curated record. NCBI's taxonomy places the organism in Eukaryota, Metazoa, Chordata, Mammalia, Rodentia, Muridae.
CUUACCGGACUUCCAUGCCGAACCAUACGUAAGAUCACAUACUUGGUUUAAAUGCUGGGUGACAGGAGGGGACAAGUGUUGUGGAUUUGGAAGAGUGCCUGCAAAAGGGGGCCCAAGGUGUGACCACCCCCUUUCCUCUAUGUGGGGACUGCCACAACCCUCACAGACACCCAUGGUUCAUUGCCCACUAGGCUCCUGCUUGCCCCAGCAUCCUCUGCGCAGCCGCGCAGAAGCCGGGUGCCCCAGGGAGCCUGGCUACCAUGCCAUCUCCUCUCCCUGUCUCCCUCCUCCUCUUCCUUACCUUAGUAGGAGGCAGGCCCCAGAAUUCCUUACUGGUGGAGGUAGAAGAGGGAGACAAUGUUGUGCUGUCAUGCCUCCGGGACUCCUCACCUGUCUCUUCUGAGAAGCUGGCUUGGUAUCGAGGUAACCAGUCAACACCCUUCCUGGAGCUGAGCCUCAGGUCCCCGGACCUGGGUCUGCACAUCGGGCCCCUGGGCAUCUUGCUAGUGAUUGUCAAUGUCUCGGACCAUAGGGGGGGCUUCUAUCUGUGCCAAAAGAGGCCCUCUUUCAAGGACACCUGGCAGCCUGCCUGGACCGUAAACGUGGAGGAUAGUGGGGAGCUGUUCCGGUGGAAUGCUUCAGACUUGGGGGACCUGGAUUGUGACCUAGGAAACAGGUCCUCAGGGAGCCACAGGUCCACUUCUGGUUCCCAGCUGUAUGUGUGGGCUACAGAUCAUCCUGAGGUCUGGAAAACAAAGCCUGUAUGUGCCCCACGGGAGAUCAGUCUGAAUCAGAGUCUAAUCAACCAAGAUCUCACUGUGGCCCCUGGCUCCACACUUUGGCUGUCCUGUGGCGUACCCCCUGUCCCAGUGACCAAAGGCUCCAUCUCCUGGACCCAUGUGCAUCCUAAGACGCUUAACGUUUCAUUACUGAGCCUAAGCCUUGGGGGAGAGCACCCAGUGAGAGAGAUGUGGGUUUGGGGGUCUCUUUUGCUACUGCCCCAAGCCAAAGCUUCAGAUGAAGGUACCUAUUAUUGUCUCCAAGGAGGCCUGACCAUCAAGAUGCACGUGAAGGUCAUUGCAAGGUCAGCAGUGUGGCUCUGGCUGUUGAGGACUGGUGGAUGGAUAGUCCCAGUUGUGACUUUAGUAUAUGUCAUCUUCUGUAUGGUUUCUAUGGCGGCUUUUCUCUAUUUUCGAAGAGCCUUCAUCCUGAGGAGGAAGAGGAAGCGAAUGACCGACCCUGCUAGGAGAUUCUUCAAAGUGACGCCUCCCUCAGGAAACGGGACCCAGAACCAGUAUGGGAAUGUGCUCUCCCUUCCUACAUCUACCUCUGGCCAGGCCCAUGCUCAGCGUUGGGCUGCUAGCCUAGGGAGUGGUCCUGUGUCCUAUGGAAAUCCACGCAUUGAAGUCCAGGAUGCUGGAGCUCAGAGACAUGAAACAGGACUGGAAGAAGAAGGGGAGGCCUAUGAAGAGCCAGACAGCGAGGAGGGCUCUGAAUUCUAUGAGAAUGACUCCAACCUUGAGCAGGAUCAACUUUCCCAGGAUGGCAGUGGCUAUGAGAACCCUGAGGAUGACCCCGUAGGUCCAGAGGAGGAAGACUCCUUCUCCAAUGCCGAGUCUUAUGAAAAUGCAGAUGAGGAGCUGGCCCAACCAGUUGGCAGGACGAUGGACUUCCUGAGCCCCCACGGGUCUGCAUGGGACCCCAGCCGGGAAGCAUCCUCCCUUGGGUCCCAGUCCUACGAAGACAUGAGAGGGAUCCUGUAUGCAGCUCCUCAGCUCCAAUCAAUUCGGUCUGGUCCCAGUCAUGAGGAAGAUGCAGACUCUUAUGAAAACAUGGAUAAAUCUGACGACCCAGAGCCAGCAUGGGCAGGAGAGGGCCACAUGGGGACUUGGGGUGCCACGUGACUCCCAGGUGACUAGGUGAGCUGGACACUGCCCCUCAGAGAGGGGAGGAAGAAGGAGAUAAACAAGGAUGAUGAUGCAGCACUGGCUCCUGGGGAGAGGAAGGGGACCCGUUUCCUGGGUCCAGUGAAUAGGGCCUAGACUUCUUCCCAUAUUUGUUUGUUUAUUGGUUUGUUCUUUUACGUAGCCUGGACUUCCUUAGGUCCCGAGAACCCCAUCUUACUCUGAAAUCUGGAGAUCCCAAGAAGAUGGUGUCAGUCAGUGAAAUAACCUUGUUUAGGAUGUGUGUGCGCACACACACACACACACACACUCAUAUGCAUGUACAAGCAAAGCUUCCUUUUGACUCUUUUUGCUUUCCCCAAAUAAACUCAACAAGCCACUCAAAUACUCUGAAGCAUGCCCUUGUGUGGGAGAAGAAGGAAAGAUGAGGCUGAAUCCAGCUCUGAAUCACCCAGAGGAAGGAGAGCUGGUCUGAAUACAUCCUGGCCCUAGCAUGAUAUUUAGCCACUAACAUCCAAUGAUGCAAAUAUGUUCAGCCAUUAUUCCAUGGUGUCCCACAAGGGACAGACAGUGAUGGGAUUGGCACCCCUGCACAAACUGGGAAACCCUGUCUGCCCUUCUUCCCUUAACCCUGGCUGCUCUGGGCUAGCAGGUCAGUACCCCUCAUCUCUGAGUUUCCGGCAACCCACCUGAGUGCCCGCCCAGGGUUUCAGCUUCUGACCAUAUGUGGACACCACCCCAGCUCUGAACUUACAUAUCAUCACUCCUUGUCUAAGACCUAUAAAACCCCCUUACCUUAGCCCAGGUGUGCCAUUUCCCUGCUCCCUCCCCUGUCCUUGGGAUCUGUGAACGUACUCAAGAGCUGCUCUCAAUAAAUCUGCCUCUAUAUGUCUUAA